This is a messenger RNA of Microcebus murinus (gray mouse lemur), 1285 nucleotides long. It is a transcript of the gene FABP9, whose product is annotated as fatty acid binding protein 9. NCBI's taxonomy places the organism in Eukaryota, Metazoa, Chordata, Mammalia, Primates, Cheirogaleidae. The record is from RefSeq and is a predicted model, not a curated record. Gene Ontology annotation, molecular function: lipid binding.
CUUUCCUUUAGAAUACAGAUGUCAAACGUCAUUUUUUUCUCCAUAAAACUUCUCAAAAUUUCUCCUGAUAAUUUUAAAUGGUGUCUUUUAACAUCAAAAUUACUUUGUAAUCCUGAAAGAUGCAUUUUUCAGGCAAUAGCUUUGCUUCCUUUUUAAGACUUACAUCACAUACCACUAUUCACUCAUCACCUUUCUUCCCAAGUCCUCAAUUACCCUUGAUUAAAAACAAUGACAAUACUAAUAACACCCUACGCCUUACUCCAAGCAACUGUAGGCAUUUCAGUUACAUUAACUAAUAUCAGUCCAUCAACCCUACAAGGGAGGGAGGGGAAGAUAUUAUUUUAAUGAAGAGGGCAUUCAGGCACUGUGACUUAUCCAAACAAAAAAAACAGCUGAGGUGGACAAAGCAAGGAUUUCUUAGGGUUGCGUGGGAAUACACACCCUCGCCAGGGGAUCAUCAGACAUCUGUUGGGGUAUUCCUUCAGGGUUGAUCCAGUAUCCAUUGUUCAAAGGCUAAUCUCCAAUGAAAAUUGUCUCCUGUCUACAAGUAAUAUUUAUCAGGUGACUCUUGCAUGUAAAUUUCUUUGCUAGAAGGUAUAAUCGUUGACCUGGAUUUAACUUCACAUAUUAAUUUUCUAUUUCUUAAUUUGGAGGUAAAUAAAAUGAGUCAAAUGCUGGUGCCUAGAAUCUUCAGUCUUGCUACUGCUGCCCAUUGGCCAUUUAGGAAGAGUCAUGUGAUGAAGAUGCUCUUUAAAUGAAGUUACUAGCAGCACUGGAAUGCUCACUUUCCUUUGGUUCUCCAUUCUGCCUGCCUCUUCCUCAGCAAGCUUUCCAUGAUGGUUGAGCCCUUCUUGGGAACCUGGAAGCUGGUCUCCAGUGAAAACUUUGAGGAGUACAUGAAAGAACUGGGCGUGGAUGCUGCAGUUCGUAACGCCGCAGGGUCAGUGAAGCCGACUGUCAGUAUUAGUGCCAAAGGGGAAAAGGUGACCAUCAGAAUGGAAAGUUCUUUCAAGAACACUGAGAUCUCCUUCAAGCUGGGGGAAGAAUUUGACGAAACCACAGCAGACAACCGGAAAGUGAAGAGCAUCGUAACAAUAGACAAUGGCUCAAUGAUUCAGGUCCAAAAAUGGCUUGGCAAAGAGACAACAAUCAAAAGAAAAAUUGCAGAUGGAAAAAUGGUAGUGGAAUGCAUCAUGAAUAAUAUUGUCAGCACCAAAAUCUAUGAAAAGGUGUGAAGAAAAGAUCCACAUCGGUGAAAACUUGUUCACUGACAGGGAGCUGAUAC